UGCAUCGACGCGGCUCCCAUUCACACCGCACCUGACCCGGUAAUCAACCCGGGUAAAACCCUUCUUUUUUACCGGGUCGAUUUACCGGGUCAGGCGACCCGCUAAAUCGGCCAGUGUGCUUUCACAUCGCAAUAUGCCGUGUCGGUACCGGGUUAUUUGUGCGAUGUGAAAUGGGGACUCUUAUCCACUAACUGGUCAUCUCCAGACUGGACUACUGUAAUCUCCUCCUGACUGGCAUUCCUGACAAUUACCUCUCUCCACUCCAAUCUAUCCUCAAUGCUGCUGCCCGGCUCAUCUUCCUCACCAAACGCACUACGUCCACCUCUCCUCUCUUCCUAGACCUUCACUGGUUCCCCUUCCCUUUCAGAAUCCAUUUCAAGCUUCUCACACUUCCUUACAAAGCCCUCACCAACUCCUCUCCCAUCUACAUCUCUGAUCUUAUCUCGCUUUACACUCCCACCCGUCCUCUUCGCUCUGCUAAUGCUAGCCGACUCUCCUGCCUACGGAUUACUUCCUCCCACUCCUACCUCCAAGAUUUUUCAUGUGCUGCACCACUUCUCUGGAAUUCCCUACCUCUCCUCCUCAGACUCUCCACCUCUCUACAAAACUUCAAACGGCUCUCAAGACCCACUUCUUCACCAAACCCAGCCAAAUCUCAUCCUAAACCUCUGUUCUACGCUCUCUAUGUACCCCAACUGUGUCACCCCUGUCUGUCUACCCCUCCCCUUUAGAAUGUAAGCUCUCACGAGCAGGGCCCUCUUCCCUCAUGUGCUUAUCCUUUCUUACUUUAAUAAUCUUCAGCUGCACCAAAUCCAGCAGUCUUCUGCCACCUGAUACUUAUUCCAGUGUCAUCUGCUGAUGUAGCUAUGUUUAUUUACCCUGUACUUUUCCAAUAUUGUCGUCAACUGUAAGUUGCUGUUUUCCUGUUUGAUUAUUUGUUUAUGUACUCUGUAAUUGGGCGCUGCGGAACCCUUGUGGCGCCAUAUAAAUAAAGGAUAAUUAUAAUAAUAAUAAUAAAAUAUCCAGGACCAUUUCCAGACAAUUUGUUUCCCAAUGCAAACACAAAAAAAUGCGCCCCCUCCAUAUACAUUUAAAUAUUAACAUUUGCACACGCCAAAAAGGGGCAUGGCCUCGCUGUAAUGGGUGUGGCUUUGCUGCAAUGGGUAUGUCCUUACAGGAAAAGGCUAAUUUUCACAAAUGUAGUGUCCCUUACACCAUAUUCUGUCCCACACAGUAAUGCCCCUUGCACCAUAUUAAGCCACCACAGUACUGCCCCUGACACUCUAUUAUGCCCCACACCGUAAUGCCCCUGUCACCAUAUUAAACACCCACAGUUAUGCCCGUCACCAUAUUAUUACCCUACAGUAAUGCCUCCGACACCAUACUAUGUCCCACACCUUAAUGCUCCUGUCACCAUAUUAAGCACUCACAGUUAUGCCCCUGUCACCAUAUUAUGCCCCUACUGUAAUUCAGUAUGCCACAGUACCUGCUCUUUGUCAAGGGGUUCUGCUCAUUGUCAGGGGAUACCCUCCACCGCCGCCAGUCUCUGCAGUCCCGGUGGAGACCACUGUUCGCACCUGCCACCAGUUCAAAAUAAUUAAAAUGACAUUCUCAUAAUGGCUGCCUCCUCCUCUAGCAUCCUUAAUAACUGUCUUCUAUGAGGUCAUUUUGGGCGGGACAUUUUCAAUAGUAUUCCAGAUGGAAUACUGUAACAUGCACUUGCCACGGCCGCAGCGCCCCAUGCAAUCACAUGGCUCACCUGGCCCUAGAAACGCCACUGCUUAUGUCUUAUAUUAACCCUAUAUAUACACUAGGUUUUCAUCAAGCAGGACUAGGGUGCUGUUAAAUCUUGGGUAGAGGCACUGUACUAUAGAUAUUUAACCAUUAAUUGAGGUUAAUUCUGCAUGUGCAUCUAAGGUUUUAUCUAGAACUAAUGAGGUAAAGUCAUAUCUGUAUUGGUCACAGGAUUUUAUACACACAGUGGGGUAAAUUUACUAAGAUUCGUAUUAGUAGCGAUUUGGUGUGAGAAUCAUCACGAAUGACAUCGAAAGUGUAUUUGUGCAACUUUUUGAAUUUGUUACGCCUCAUUUACUAAGCUGUCGUAUUUGUAUUUUUUGUGUUUUCCGAUGUCAAUGUCAUUCGUGGUUUUUGUAAGGUAUAAUGCGGCCGAUUUUGAGGUUUGUCGGCCGUGUUCUGUGAUUUUUUACGAAUGCGUCACAUUUCUGUUACGGCAGUGUUUGGCCGUUCAAUGGCGCGUUUUUUUCCCAAGUUUCGUUUUUGUCACUCGUCCGUGAUUGGUUGGAUUCGUGGUGGAGGAGUGUCUGUGCACAUUAGUAUAAAAAUGCCCCAAACCGGCCGCACCUCGUGGGUUUAGCUAGUGGUGAGGAGAGAGGAAGGUGUUUUUGGAGUUGGUGAGUUUUGUGGAGUUUGUGGAGGUUUUGAGGCGGAGUUUUGUGAUUGUUGAGUGCUGUACUGUGUGUGUAAGUAGUCUUGUCAUACUUGUUGUGGAGUUAUUUAAAAGUCUGUCUAUUUUUUUGUCUUUUGUUUUUUAGUUACGUCUAUAGUCACUGUUUGUGAGUGAGAGCUUGUGUGUGUGUGUGUGUGUGUGUGUGUGUGUGUGUGUGUGUGUGUGUGUGUGUGUGUGUGUGUGUGUGUGGUGUGUAGUGGUAGUGGAGGAGUGUGUUAUUUGUUUUUUUUUCUCUGUGUUUUUUGUGGUUUGUUCUGAUUAUGUCACAGUCAGAGGUGAGUGUGGUGGAGGAGGUGAGUGAGAGGGAGGAGGUGAGUGAGGUGGAGGAGGUGAGUGAGAGGGAGGAGGUGAGUGAGGUGGAGGAGGUGAGUGAGAGGGAGGAGGUUAGUGAGGAGGAGGGGGAGGUUGCGGCUGCGUAUUCAAGUGAUAGUGAUAGUGAUGGUGUUGUGGCUCCGCAGCCACGCACCACUACAAAGACGGGCCGCAAUGUUAAGUUUAGCUACUCAGAAAACAUGGCUCUGGUGCGGGAGCUGAUGAGGCAUCAUCGCCAGUUGUUUGGGUCUGAUGCAGCUAAGGUGUCGACCCGCAGGAAGACUGUCCUGUGGGGGAAGGUUGUUGCUGCUGUGAACAGUGAGGGUGUGGUGAGGCGAACCGAGGACACCUGUAGGAAACGCUUCUAUGACAUCAAGCGCCGUGUGAAGGCCAAGAUGGCUAAGGAGGCAAAAUCUGCCCGUCAAACCUGGGGUGGACACCCCUUCCGAGCGUCUUAUAAAGAUUGGGAGGAGCCAAUGCGUUCAUUGAUUCCAACAGAGGUGGUUUCUACCCUUCAUGUCCGUGAUUCGGACCGCCCAAGGUCGGAUGUACGCCAGAGAAGCAGCACAUCCAGGCCACAGCCAACCCUGCCUAGAGCUGAUGAUGGUGGGAAUGCUGGCUCUUCGUCUGUUCCGCGGCCACUAAGGCGCCCAUCACAGGGCAGCGUUACUGUGGCUACAAGGCCAUCCAAGAGGCCCCGUGUUCAGGCUUCUGCUCCUGCUACUGCACCAGCAUCACCCCCCCGAAGGCGCAUCUCUGCAGUGGCUGCAGUGCCACCACUGGCACUUUUGGCAAGCCCCCAAAGUGAUGAGCCGCAAUCCCCACAGUUGUCUGACCCAGCCAUCAUGAGCGACGAUGGCCAGCAGGACCGUGCCCAGGAGACAUUUACACUCCACCUGCAGCCCAUCGACCCAACACAGGCAAACAUGGCUCAGGACAUUCCACAACAACCUCAAGCUUCACAAACUCAACAAAUGAGCUCAACACCAGGGACAAUGCAAACGGACCAAGAGUUUUGGUCAGGUUGGGCAUCACACCAGGCACACCACUCCGCGUGCCUCACCACCCAAAUACAACACCUGUCUAGUCUGCCCCAUCAUUUGCCAAAAGUUAGUCGCAACUCAGCCAGACUCAUAGUGCAGGUGGGGCGUAUAGCAAACACUAUGGAGCAGAUGAGGGCAGACAACUCACAAAUGCAGGCGAACCAUCAGCGCAUCAUGGAUGAGCAACAGCGGCAACACCAAACACUGAUCCAGAUUAUACAGCACAAUCAAGUUAUAAAUGACAAUCUGUCUAGAAUCAUUGCCAACAAUACUGCCGCAUAUACACAGCUUACGGCAAGUUUAAAUAUUUUGAGCCAAAAUUUAAGUGUGAUGGGCCAACACCAUGUGACCUCAAGCUCAGGCACAACAACCCCUAGCCAAACCCCAGUACAAUCACCAGUUCGACGUUCAAGUCGAAGCCGCACCCACGAGCCACCACAAGCCUCUGCACCCAGCACCCAAAAAAAAUAAUAAUAAUAUGUAGUGUACAUAAUAUGGUGGCCAUUUCAAGUUAUCACAUAUGUGUUAUGACUACAUUGGUCUGUUGUUUACAAUAAAUUGUUAAUCCAAAA
Molecule: messenger RNA, 4394 nt
Organism: Pseudophryne corroboree (corroboree frog)
Lineage: Eukaryota; Metazoa; Chordata; Amphibia; Anura; Myobatrachidae
Exons: 4
Coding region: 2728-4293 (521 amino acids)
Source: RefSeq, a predicted model, not a curated record